GGCGAGCGAGGGAGAAUGUCUGCCUUCCGGAUCUUUCUCUUCUUCUUCACGGUGCUGCUGUGUCUCUCAGCUGUGGAAGCACAGUAUCAGUCCGUGGUGGUCCGAGACGCGGACGACGUGGUCCUGAAGUGUGGGGAGAAUCCAUCCGGCUGCCGAGAGGCCGUCUGGACGGUGAACGGGUCGUCGGACGCCGUGGCGAACUCGGAGAGACGGAGCGUCACGCCUGGCUGCUCGCUGCUCAUAAAGGACGUGACGACUCAGGACGUCGGCGUCUACACCUGCAGUUCUCCAAAGCAGAACUGGACUCGGAUCUCUCUGUCCGUCGUCAGCAUGGUGGAGUGUAAGAGCCACCGCUUCGUGACCGUGGAGUGCUCGGUGGCCGGACAGCUCUCGUACAAGGUGGAGUGGCAGGGGUUCGAACGCGAGGAGGGUGUGGACACCUCACAGGCCGUCCACUUCGCCAGCGUGUCCUUCUCCACCGCCCACCCCGUCCACGCCGCCAAGGCGUACGAGUACUGGAGGUGUCACGUCGUUGACAACGUCACCGCGGAGCAGCACGUCUUCACCUACAACCCCAAGUACCCCGAGAAGACAACAACAACCAUAGCAUCAACAACAAACGAAGAUCGUACGUUGGACUGGGUCAUGGUGGUUCUGCGUGUGGCCGAACUCCUGCUGCUCGUCUUCAUCAACGUUCUGCUCUUCAGGUCUCGAGAGAAGAAGAAGCCGUCGCCUGACCAGACGGUUCAGACCGCACCGGCUGUAGGUUUCACCCAAGCAGCCAAUCAGGUGUUUCUUAACGGAGACAGACAGGAAGUCCCUGUUAACUAUGAAAAUGUGUGAGAUGCUCUGACCUGGAGCAGCCCGUCGUCUUUCAUGCUGAACAAAAAACCAAACUUCACUUUAAAGGCUUUAGUUUAUUUGCUGAUCUGGUGAAAGAAUUCUUGUUGAUCCUUUGUUUACUGUUACUUCCUGGUUAGCUGUGGAGAAAACGACGGCUCUUCACUGGAGUGAGCUGUUUCUGCUGGAAGUUUCACUCAAAAAAAAACAAGAUUUGAGUGUUCAGAGCCGCUCCACAGAUACAGGGAGCAGCGAUUAGCAAAGUAAAUCAGCCUCAUCUCUCCUUUUAUUGAUUUCGUUUUGGGUGUCUGUUUACACAACAACGGUGCUCAAAGAAAAUGCUUCAAAAAUGCUGCAACUCUGUCACUAUGGAAAUGGAGAAAACACAAUUUGUCCAAAAGUCGACGUAUUUUCCAACAGCUGUGUUUCCAGUGACUCCGAGCAUCAUUGUCAUUUAAAAACGGUUCUCAUUGGUCAACAUUUUAAAGACAAUGUCUGAAAUGCUGAAAACGAUGUCGAUUUCAUUUUGUGCCUCUGGUUGUGGUUUUCCUGCGUCCACAGAGACAGAGUAUUUUCAAAAAGUCGUGUUUUCCCCAUUAACAUAGUAAUGGCAUCUUAGUGUUUUCGACAAGUUGCGUUUUUCUUCAUGCAGGAUUACUAUUGCAACAACACAUCAUCAGCAGGGUAAAACGAACCUGUCUCACGACGGUCUAAACCAGCUCACGUUCCCUAUCAGUGGUUGAACAA
Messenger RNA from Salarias fasciatus (jewelled blenny), 1587 nucleotides. RefSeq lists its product as uncharacterized. The record is from RefSeq and is a predicted model, not a curated record. The transcript has 8 exons. Gene Ontology annotation, cellular component: membrane raft; external side of plasma membrane. NCBI's taxonomy places the organism in Eukaryota, Metazoa, Chordata, Actinopteri, Blenniiformes, Blenniidae. Gene Ontology annotation, molecular function: protein tyrosine kinase binding; MHC class II protein binding. Gene Ontology annotation, biological process: positive regulation of ERK1 and ERK2 cascade; interleukin-15-mediated signaling pathway; T cell activation. Bases 16 to 843 code for a protein of 275 amino acids.